Molecule: messenger RNA, 279 nt
Organism: Penicillium crustosum
Lineage: Eukaryota; Fungi; Ascomycota; Eurotiomycetes; Eurotiales; Aspergillaceae
Exons: 3
Coding region: 1-279 (92 amino acids)
Source: RefSeq, a predicted model, not a curated record
AUGAGGUCCCUUGCUCUAUAUGUUAUAAAUGUUGCUCGCUUUACAUCAAACAAGUCUCCGUGGCGCAAUUGGUUAGCGCGUCCGACUGUUAAUCGGGAGGUUGGAAGUUCAAGCCUUCCCGGGGACUCUCCGUGGCGCAAUUGGUUAGCGCGUCCGACUGUUAAUCGGGAGGUUGGAAGUUCAAGCCUUCCCGGGGACCAAACAAUUGUCCAUGUUAUGUUUGAUGGAACACUCCAUCAAACCGUCUACAUAGGUCAUAAAUACAAAGAAUGCUCAUGA